Molecule: messenger RNA, 1011 nt
Organism: Dovyalis caffra
Lineage: Eukaryota; Viridiplantae; Streptophyta; Magnoliopsida; Malpighiales; Salicaceae
Source: the annotation of a GenBank genome assembly
AUGGGUAAGUACAUGAAGAAAUCCAAAGUCACAAGCGACGUUGUUGCAGUGAUGGAGGUUACUUCUGGUGUCUGCACUAGAGCCAAAACCCUUGCCUUACAGCGACUCAGGUCUCUUGCUUCUCCUAACCCAGAUGCUACUUCCACCUGUUACCUCCAGCUAAGGAGCCGCCGCCUUGAAAAAACAGCGCCUGAAACCAAAAAAACACCAACCAAGGAGAAGGGCGUCAAUUUCAACUGCAAGGGGGCUUCUAGGCUGAGAAUGAAUUCGUCGGCGACGACUGGUGAUACUGAAUGUGAAACAGAGGAUUUUGAUGCUGUAAAAGAGGCUUCUUUUGGAGAUAACUGUUUCGAUUUCGACAGGUACAACUUUGAUAUUGUGAAUGACUUGCCCCUUUCUGGACGCUAUGAAUGGGUCCAAGUCCUGCUAAGUGAAUUGAAGCCAUGGAAGAUGUUUCAUCCAAAGAUCUGCAACAUAACAGAGCUGAUGAGUUACAAAUUAACAUCGAAUCAGAAUCCUUCAUUUAAGUGGAAAAUGCUUGGGACACAUUUGAAGGAGAAUAGUUUUGAUGGUGAUGUCUCUUUAUCUCCAAAUCUAAGAUGUGCUCAUGGUGGUGGUGUUGGUCAAAGUGAACUUGGACUAUUGUACUGGCUGGUUCAAUCGUACAACUUGUUUGGUGAUGGUAAUGAUGGUAGCGUUCAUGCUCUCUUGGACUGUUCUGCAGAAUCCUACUUCAGGCUUCAGACCCUUAUUCGAGUUAUGCCCUAUUCACAUGGGACCUUGUACGGGGUUCUGCAAAGAUUACCUCACCCGUUGCUCUAUGUUCAACAUAGAUUUGAUGAUCUCCUCGACUCCUCUCCCUUUCUCAUAUUCUUUUCUGUUCAUAAUUUUGCAUUUUUUUCAACUACCUUGUUGAAGACUGGAGGUUGUAGGCAGGCAGGUUAUUCAACCGGUUUGCAAGUUGCUUUUGCUUUGACAAGAAGAAAUGCCGCCCAAGAUUGGCCGAUUUAG